This is a messenger RNA of Mauremys reevesii (Reeves's turtle), 6322 nucleotides long. It is a transcript of the gene PDLIM4, whose product is annotated as PDZ and LIM domain 4. NCBI's taxonomy places the organism in Eukaryota, Metazoa, Chordata, Testudines, Geoemydidae. The coding region runs from base 62 to 1054 and encodes 330 amino acids. Gene Ontology annotation, molecular function: muscle alpha-actinin binding; actin binding. Gene Ontology annotation, biological process: heart development; muscle structure development; actin cytoskeleton organization. Gene Ontology annotation, cellular component: stress fiber; Z disc; adherens junction. The record is from RefSeq and is a predicted model, not a curated record. The transcript has 7 exons.
GCUGAGGCGAAGGGGCAGAGCGUUCCCGCCGCGUGCGCUCCCGGUCGCAGCGCGCCCCAGCAUGUCCCAGACAGUGGCUCUGACCGGCCCCUCGCCCUGGGGCUUCCGGCUGGUGGGGGGCAAGGACUUCAGCACCCCGCUGACCAUCUCCAGGAUUAAUCCUGGGAGUAAGGCAGCCAUGGCUAACCUGUGCCCUGGAGAUAUUAUUCUGGCAAUUAAUGGAGAGAGCACAGAAAACAUGACUCAUCUAGAAGCACAAAACAAGAUCAAAGCAUGUAUGGACCAGCUGAUGCUAUCUGUGAACAGGGCUGAAGGCAAGACUUGGUCUCCUAAUAUUCUAGAAGAUGGAAAAGCACAUGCUUACCGGAUCAACAUAGAGUCAGAAUCACAGGAUAAUGGGCCCACUCAGAGCCGAAGACCAGUGCCCUAUGCUCCCGGAGGGAGCCCCACUGACAACAAACAGAUGUUGAACUUACAGUACAAUAAUCCAACGCGACUCUAUCCAAAUAACAAUGUCGAAUCCAGUUUGCCAGCACAGAUGAGUGGGCUCCAUAUUGCUUCGCCACACAGUGCUGACCCUUUAAAACCUCUCCCGAGAAGCAGAAAUAGAAUUGACAUGGAGUCAGAUGUGUACAAGAUGCUCCAGGAUUACGAAAAGCCAGCUUCGGAGCCUAAGCAGUCUGGAUCAUUCCGGUAUUUGCAGGGCAUGUUAGAAGCCGGAGAGAAUGGUGAAAAACUCGACCGACUGACUGGCCCAAGAAACAUCAAAUCUCCAGUAUCAAAACUUGGUGGUGCCAUGUCUGGAUUGCAGAUGCUUCCUGAGUGCACCAGAUGUGGAAAUGGGAUUGUAGGGACCAUUGUCAAAGCUCGGGACAAGCUCUACCACCCAGAAUGUUUCAUGUGCAAUGACUGUGGCCUAAACCUGAAGCAGAGGGGAUAUUUCUUCAUCGAGGAGCAGCUGUACUGCGAAACGCACGCAAAGGAAAGGGUUAAGCCCCCCGAAGGAUAUGAUGUUGUCGCUGUUUAUCCAAACGCAAAAGUCGAACUUGUCUAAGUGCAUACUCUAUUCCUGGAGAGGUCAAAAGGCAACUCGCCCACCCACACGCACGCCGCUAGUUUUAAAAUAUGUCAGUAAUCAACUCCGAUUACUAGCGUCUCAGUAAAAUGCCUAUUCAGAGAUAAAGCGGUUUACACUAGGGAUCUCAAGGGGAUGGUGUUGAAAGCAUAUGAACAGAUUUUUUCCUUCCUUUUGACGCUCUGCUUUUGGGUUGUUGUGCUGGGGAGGGGGUUAAAUAAGUUCUGCCAUGGCCUUGUCCAAGAUCUGUGUAAAUAUUGAUUAAUGUUCUACUAUGUUUCAUAUAAAACCAGUAUUCUUUUUUUCUCUUCAUUUUAAAAUGUAAGGAAAACAUUUUAAAAGCUCAAAGGAAAUAAGGCACUUUAACAAGAGAAACUAACUUUUAUUGCAUUGCUUUAGAUCCAUACCUUUCAGUAACACAUUGAGACCAUGUGGAAGCUAUGUUCCUGCAAUGCAGCACGGUGGUGGGGUGGAGAGAGUUUCAGACAAGAUCUGAUAUUAAGCAGAGAUGACUGUCCUGGGCAAAAAUGAUUUUUUUAAAAAGUAGCCGAGGUGAAAUUCACUAGUUACAUUACAUGGCAUUGACCUGAUCUGCAGACCUGAUUCAGGUUUCCAUCAAAAAGGCACUUUGCCCCUACAUUCUGCUAUAACAGUGGUUCUCAAACUUUUGUACUGGUUACCCCUUUCACAUAGCAAGCCUCUGAGUGCGACCCCCCUUAUAAAUUAAAAAUACUUUCUAAUAUAUUUAACACCAUUAUAAAUACUGGAGGCUGACAACCCCCCAUGUAAUAACCUCACAACCUCCGAGGGGUCCCGACCCCCAGUUUGAGAACCCCUGUGCUAUAAGGUUUGCUUUUCUUUUUCUUUAUAAUUCCUGGAAUUCUCUGAUAUCUAAUGCUUGGGACCCUGAAAUAGUACUGGGGCUGCCUGGGUGAUUCCUGAACUGGUCUUCAGCUCCUAAGUUUGACUGCCUUGUUCUUCCCCUGGCAGAGGGUAUCUAUGUUUUUGUUCAUCAUAGGCCUGAUCCAGCUUUUGCUGUUUUCAGUGGCCCCUAGAAUUGUACAGCAGCUCUUAAAACUACCUGCCAUUCUGGCUCUCUGUGGAACCAAUAGCAAAAUCCAUCAAGAACGUAGAAAGUUACAUCAGAACUGGUAAAUGCAGCUACUCUUCCUGGCCUAGAGUGAGUGGGAUCAGAUUUGGACCCACUGAUGCUCAGUGCAAACCCAAGCCAUUAACAAGGUUUGGUUUCCUUUUCGUUUUGGGGAAACGUUUGGUUUUAUUGGGAGAGAUGUUUUGUUCUGGUGUUUGGAGGAUUUUAUUUUGCUCGGGCAUCCUGCUGGAGCGGCAUCUGACAUCCAGUACUGGCUGAACAUUGGGCCAUUUUGUAAGCUGUGAACUGAGAUUUGGCUGCCUGAUUGCCACUCCUGCUAAUGGAAGCCAUGUGGCCAAUUUCCCCCAUGCACCGCUUUUGAAACCUUAUCCCUGCAUUACCAGGACAUUAAAAAUAAGAAGCCUGGAAACAUUUUUCUUUUAGAAAGGUCAUGUUUGCUGCUGCUGAUCUCUCCCAUUGGAAGAGGCAGUAGGAUGCAGUUGCCACAAUAACCACCAUAUACUAGGCAGCUCAUGAGAUUAGUCCACCCUUAUGAAUUGAAUUUGCACUUCAGAGAGAGGUAGAGGGCAUUCCACUGAAAACUGGUGGACUGUAGUUCCCCCAACUCCCUUUGGGAUCAGUGGGGGUUGGAGACACUCAGCUUGCUGGACUAGACGACCUUUGAACCGUAGACGUGGUUUAAAAACAGAACGGAAAACAAAUCACCUUUUUUCUGUGUCAGAAAGCCGAACGUUGAACUGCAUGUUGCCAGGGUUACCGUAUCCUGGUUAUAGUUCUGGUCUUUUUCUUAGCAGUUAAAGAGCAUCAACAGUAACUCUUGAGAAACACAAGACCUCCCCACGGCAUUCCACGCAGCUCCUAGUAAAACAUUCAGGGCAAACAUUCAGUUCAGUUCCGUUCCGGGCAGAUCAUAGGUUUUGAUCACUCUCCAGAAAAGAAUGUGUUGUGAUUUGAAUUGGACAGUCUAGGACAGGAUUAUUUAUCAAUAUCAAAAAGAGUUACUAUCUGAUCGGGGGUGCUAUUUCUGCCUAGUUCCCCUACUCCAGCCCAUUAGUGCCAGGGCCAGCUCCAGCUUUUUUGUCAGCCCAAGCAGUGAAGCGAAAAAAAAAAAAAGAUAAAGCCGCUCGGCGGCACUUCAGCGGCAGCUCAAAGAGGAAGAGAGGGACUGAGGGACCUGCCACUGAAUUGCCGCCGAAAACCCGGACGUGCCACCCCUUUCCAUUGGCCACCCCAAGCACCUGCUUCCUUCGCUGGUGCCUGGAGCCGGCCCUGCUUAGUGCAGAGAAUUGUGAGGAAAGCAAAACAUGGCUCUCUGAUACACAGCUGCCUCUUCUGGGCAGGCACAAAACAGUAUAGAUGGGGCAACUGGCCUGCCCCUCUUUCCUGUCGCUUUUCCCUAAUAGGAGUCUGAGAAAUGGGGUCUCGGAAGAAGGUCAGAAAAAAAGAUCUGUUGGCUAGUGCUAGGCAUAGAAGUCACCUGUAGAAAUCGUCCUUCCUAUGGCUGCUCAUCACACGGUGACACAGAGAGGCUGUGAGGGUUUGAGUGGCAUAUUCUUUAUUUUGUUUGAAGCUAUGCUGGAUCACAGGAGGGAGGUUUGCCUGCCAGAAAUGGGACACCUGGUUAACCGUGUACUGGUGAAACCGGUUGCUGGCAUAGCGCUGGUAUUCAAGGUUUCCUAGUGCUGAAUGUGCUGUAGUAUUGGCAGGUUGCAUGAGAAGCCAGGGUCAGGAAAUCCUGAGUCCAGGUGCCACAAGUCUGGCUGCUACUGUUCAUGUAUGUCUAACUCAGUUGCAGGAAUUCUUCUGGUGGCAGGGUGAGGGCAUUUCUCAGUGUGAGGGUCAUUCCAGCUGACAGCAGCAUGUCCAUUCUUGCUUUUGUUUCAUGCAUUCAGGGGAUCAGUGAUUUACAGCGGUGCUAGCGGAAGUGAGAGCCUAAUAGCACGGCUUAAAGCUUGACGUUUUGGUAAAUAAGGGCUGGCUCUUUUAUUUUUUUCUUCAGUUAUGCAGUUUAAUCCUGACCAACAAUGCAUCUUCCAUGCUUGGCCUGAACUUCCCCCAAACAAAAGUUACCCAUCCCGCAGAAUGGAGCAGUAGUUUUAUAAUGUGGUUUAGAGAGUAGCUUGUUUUCGCUUGUGAUCUGUUCAGGAUUUGAACCCAGUGUUCGUCCCAAGAGACAAAAGGCUAUGGCAUUGAUGCACUGUCCCUUAGCCCCAUGUGUUUCUCCUGGUAAUGGAAAAUACCUUUCCCCCUUUUAUAUCCUGUGCUCACCAUCAAAACCUGCAUCAAGUCUGUAAAUCCAUCCACAUCCUGGUUUGCAACUCUCUUCAGUGAGGAGCGGCUUUAAUUAUUAAGGUACAGGUAACAUACGGGGGUUCUGUCACAUAGCUGAGUGUAAGUCUCCCCUUACAUCUGCUUAGUCUUUCUUAAGGGAUGGGACCAUCUGAACAUUGAUACUUUGGACAACAGUAAAUGAUUAGCUGUACUGCUAAACUCCUAAUCAAGUAUAAAAUAUUAUUGCACUGUGUUUGCCUGCCACUAGUGGAAGCUUAUUACUUUGCAAUUGUUAUACACAUUCACUUGUACUUAGUUUAUUAACCUCGUACAUUACUGGGCCCGGCUUAAUUGGUUAUAAUAUGUUCUGUGAAGUGGGCGCCUGCCUUACCUGGUUUUGGGGUUGUGCUCGGGUAUUUACGUGCUGAUGUAUCAUCGCUGACAAUUGGUCUCUUUGCGCUUCCUCUAUAAAUGUUGCUUGUGGCUCAUUUCCUCUAGCUUUACUGCUCCACUUAAAAGUUCAUGCUCAUUUUCUCAUGUGCCCGUUAGCUAAUUGUCUGCUUAAUGAGAAAUCAUGGUAGUCCAGGACUAGGAGUCAAGAGAUAUGGGGUGUGCUGCCAGUCGUGCCUGGGGCAAGUCACUUAACCCUGCUCUCUGCCUCGGUUUCCCCAUGUGUAAAAUGAGUGUAAGACUUCUUCAUAUGGCUGUUGUGAAGCUGAGUUCAUGUUGUCAAGCACCUUGACAUACUCAGAUGGAAGGUGUCCUUUUAAUCAUGAAGUAUAUUUUUAAUCAAACACCAAGAUUUAAGAUUGUAAAGGCGUUUUCCCCUAUUGUAAGUGCCCUCUCUCAGAAAGCCAUUGCGUAAUAGCAGGUAUGGGACACAAGCAUGUGUCCCCAUUGGAUUGGCUUGAGUCGAAACAGACACUUUACAUCCUCCUGGUUCCCACAGAGAAAUAAAUAGUCAAACAUCCUCUUUAGGCCCUUACCCGUUUUCUCAUUAUUAAAAUAUUUGUGGCAACAAAGAAUGAUAGUUAAUGCCUGAUGGGCACGUGUAAUAAUAAUCAUAUGGGGACCUGGCAGGAAGUCAGAAGCAUAGUGACGUAGAGCAGAACAUGGAAGUUUCUGAACAAACGGGAUUGAGUGCAGAGUUGACUGGGCAGGAGGAAGUGUUACUACGAGACUGGCCUACCUAGCUUAUCCAAAUGUAUUGUUGUGAGAACGAGGUAUGUGUCAGGUUGAGCCAUCUACCACUUUCCAGCACCUCUGUCUCCUGUUCAGCCCCAUUUGUAAGGCGGUUUUUCACACUGCAGGUGUCCAGCAUACUCUUCACAUGUGUUCUAACACUAACAUGAGGCACCGCCUUAGACAUUCAUAAAUUGCUUCAUUACCCUUGUGUUUGAAUGUAUAAAUCAAGCAAACCAUUCACUUAGGCGUGCUCAGUGGUCUCGUUUAGCUGUUAUAUAAAUAACUGCUGGCAAGAUCUGACCUUAGGGAUUCAAACUUACCUCUCUUUUCAUUUGAAAAUAAGUUCCCACAAAUCAAAAUUUCCAUACACUUGUCUCAUGGCCACUCUUUCUUAUGAGUAAUCAACUCAUUUGCUCCCCUGAGUAGCUUAAACAUGGAGCCACCUCACACAAUAAUAUCCUGUGGUAAAUUAGUUCCUGGACUGAUUCCAUUUCGCUUACAUUAUUUGUCUCAUAACAAAUGACUAAAACCAGACUGCUGUUCUACCUGCCGUACCAGGCUAGUGACAAGAAUGAACUUUGUAAAUACUGCAAGUGUCUGUUAACUCUAUUAUUUAACUCUGUAAAGCAUUUGGGGGAGAACGUUUGUAUGAAAUACAAAAUAAAGUUGUCCUGUCAGUU